GGGGGGGAAAAAAGACAACUCAGGAGCGCACUGGCCCUCAGUCACUACACACUGGUGGAAAAAAUAUGAUCCCGAGAAGAGCUCAUCCUGCGCUCCCGCUUUCAAGACAACACUUCCACAGCGAUUAACUCCCACGGAGGACCGCUCACCCCGGUCGCCGUCCAAAUAUAUCAAUUUUUUUCCUUUUCUGGUUUUUCUUCUCCUCCGAUCACUUUUUCACCAGUAUGUGUGUGGAAGGUGAUGGGUGCGAGCUGGAAGGCUGCAGCAAUUUGGAUGAGGUGCGCACGCUGUCGGGCAGCAUGAGCCCCGCGCUCAAAUCCAACCCGGAUCUGCACGCCUGCAAACCCGGGCAGAAAUUUCGCGCGGCGCUGCUCCGAUGCCGCUCGCCGGUCGUCGCUGCUGUGAUCCUCAGUUUCGGGAACGUCCUCAAUUACAUGGACAGAUGCACAGUAGCCGGCGUCGCACUUGACAUCCAGAAGGAUUUCGAAGUAUCGGACAGCGUCGUUGCCUUGUUGCAAACAGUGUUUAUCUGCAGUUUCAUGGUGGCAGCUCCCAUCUUCGGUUACCUGGGCGAUCGCUUUAAUAGGAAGGUCAUCCUGAGCUGCGGCAUUUUCUUUUGGUCCACCGUGACGCUCUUGAGCUCCUUCAUCAGCAAAGAGUACUACUGGCUGUUUGUGCUCUCCCGGGGACUGGUGGGCAUUGGAGAGUCCAGCUACUCAUCCAUCUCCCCCACCAUCAUCGGAGACUUGUUCACGAAUAACAAGCGCACCAUGAUGCUCUCUUUCUUUUACCUGGCCAUCCCUUUGGGAAGCGGAUUGGGUUACAUCCUGGGCACCAGCGCCAAGGUAGCUGCAGGAGACUGGCACUGGGCACUGAGGGUGUCUCCAGUUUUGGGGAUGACUGCAGCAGCCCUAAUCCUGCUCUUUGUGCCCGAGCCAAAGCGAGGGAGUGCCGACCAGAUGGGGGGACGAAUCAAGACCCGCACGUCCUGGCUGUGUGACAUGAAGACUCUUGCUAAGAAUCGGAGCUACGUGUUCUCAUCCCUGGCAUCCGCCGCCGUUUCCUUCGCGACGGGCGCGUUCGGGAUGUGGAUUCCCAUCUACCUUGCCAGAGCUCAGGUGGUGCAGAAGACUGCGACUGCAGAGCCGUGCGACAACAAAGAGAUUUGCAGCAGCACAGAGAGUCUUGUCUUUGGGGCAAUCACGUGCAUCACGGGCCUGUUGGGUGUGCUCAUCGGGGCAGCCACCACGCGCCUAUGCCGGAAGAAGACAGAGCGUGCCGACCCCCUCGUGUGCGCCGUCAGCAUGUUGGGCUCGGCCAUCUUCAUCUGCCUUAUUUUCGUCGUGGCAAAGAAGAACAUCAUUGGAGCUUAUGUCUGCAUCUUCAUAGGAGAGACGCUGCUCUUCUUGAACUGGGCCAUAACGGCAGACAUUUUAAUGUUUGUGGUGAUUCCCACACGGAGAGCAACGGCGGUGGCGUUCCAGAGCUUCACCUCUCACCUACUCGGUGAUGCAGGAAGUCCAUACCUAAUAGGCCUGAUCUCCGACAGCCUUCGUCAGAGCUACGCGACGUCGUCGCUGUGGCGCUUCCUCAGCCUGGGCUACGCCCUCAUGCUCUGUCCCUUCAUCAUUGUCCUGGGGGGCAUGUUCUUCCUGGCCACCGCGCUCUUCUUUCUGGAUGACCGAGAGAAGGCUCAGAAUCAGUUGAGCCAGCUCUCACGGCCCUCCACUUCGGUCAAGGUGUGAUAAGGUGACAACGCAGCGAUAAAGCAGCUACUGGGAUGACAAAGUGGAGAUCAAAUUCAAGAGCGGCUGAUUUCCAAGCCACACCCGUGCCCUCGUCCUCCACGGCCGGCGUCCUCCCUUGCUGCUCCUCGUCUUAACGUACCCCCGCGGAAAUGCCUCUUGCUUGAGACGCGAGGGAGCGUCUUGCCUCUCCUCUGUGACACCUCGGAAAUCACAAGCGGGUGUGAGAUGGUGCCCAGCGGUGUGCCAAAGCCUGCCAAUGUGACAGGCGGUGUUCACCUCAAAUCUGUCUGUGAGGAUCCGCUGAACUUUCACUCGGAGAGGGAGGAGGUGACCUCCGUGACAUCCCCCUGAUGCCAUACUACUGAAUGCUGACCAUGAACCUGCCCUGUCCGUCUUUGCCUGUCUGUCUGUCUGUCUGUCUGUCUGUCUACUUGUCCGUCAGUUGGCUGUCAAAUAUGCACCAAGUGCCAUAGUGUCAUUACAUUCCUUCAGACUUUGCACUGACCACCCUCAUGACAUCACCUCCGGCUAUGUUUACAUGCACCAUUCAGUCCCUCAAAUGAAAAGAUAGCGCAAGCUCCAGCCCCUCCCCUUUCUCCAUCAUACGUGUGGAUUUCACCAUCGAAAGCCCGUAGAACAGACCAAAGCUGCAAACUUCAAAAAAUGCUACGGUAAAACCCGCAAGUGUUCAUCCCUUCAUAUCAUCUUGGGACAAAGGCAACAGCCGCAUUCACCGGCCGCCACGAUCGCAUUUACAAGUAAGGCCGCGCAACGUGUGUGUGUGUGUGUGUAAACAUAGUCUUCAUCCGAGAUCCAAAAAGUGUUACUGCACACGGGUCGGUGAAUCAGCCUUAAAGCGCUCCUGUCCACAGAGCAAACCAGCUGUUUCCGACAAGCCUCAGAUGCGUAUCCUUUUUAGCUGGGAGCACUUAAAUCAGCGCGUGUGCCAGAGAGCAUGAACGGGAUGGGAAGAAAGUUCUGCCAAUUAUUUUUCACAAUCUUUUUUUGGAUGUUUUUCGAUGUGAGGUCUGUUUUAAUAGUCGGAGGUUACUGCCUGUUAUUGUCUCAGAGGAAUCAAAAUGAUACAAUUGAGGUGGUUUUAAAAGAAACACUGGAUUAUGUAUUUUAUAAUUUAUGGUAUGUACAUAUGCCCCCCCCAAAAAAAGAAUGUUAUUAUUGUGACUUGGGGAUGUCUAAAGUAUUUUGAUGUAUAUGGGAAGCAAUACUUUUUUUGGGGGGGGGGGGGAGCUUUUUAUCCACACUGCCUUAUCAGUGAGCUGGCUUUCUCACUCUCUGAUGUUUGGUUUAGAAUUUCUGGACAAAAUACCCUCACAGAGGUUCUUUUUAAAGACAAGAGUUCAGCCCCAGCCCACACUGGAUAGAAUAACAUCCACCCCCUGUCAAUAUUUUAGCUAUCUCAUGCCUUGACCAGAAAAGAACUUUUGCCAUGAGCUGUAGACAUUAGUUUAUUGCUGAAGGAAAUCUAAAUCCCAGACAGGAAAGGGAAAUGUUCCAACAGAUAAGCGAGGAUCACUAUCACAUUUUUUUUACUUCAAAUAGGAGGGGAAAAAAUGUUAAACGUUAGUUUGAGUGUAAAAUCUUCACAAAGACAGCUCAAAGGAUCAUUUUUUGGCAGUAACUGGUGAAUGCAAUUUUUGGGGGGAGACCUGAAAGCCACUAAUAAGAGUCCAAGUUUUGAAACAGGUGCAUGAAAAGGAGAGGAGGGAGGAUUUGGGGGAGGGGAUACUUUUUAGGCUUGCAAGGAAAUAGACAUGAUGAGGAUGAGUAGACCUUGGUGUAGGAAUAAAAAGUGACGACGUCAUGGCGGGAAUCCUUGGAGCACUGAUGUGUGCGCAUGACGAACGGGUCAUGUGUGUGUGGGGGGGGGGGGGGGGGGGGGGGGCUGCGUCCUUUGUGACGGAUGAUUAGCUUUAGCUUCUCUCUGUGGAGCUCACUGAAUGUGAUUGUGUCCAACCUGAUGCAUUUAUACGCAUGCAUCUUCUUAAUAAAGCUUCUUACCUUCCUGAAAUUAAUUUUUAUUAUUACCAAAUGUUUUCAUGAAAUAUAUACAUAUGCAUAUAUAUAUAUAUAUGCAGCAAUCGUAAUAUAUUGUAAAGUGAUGGCUUGGAUGCAAUGUAUUUAUUUGUUGAGCAUAAUGAUGAAGAAUCUGUAAAGGGAAUACUUAGGUUUGUGUAAAUCACACUUUGUUUCAUGUGGUUGGGUUUCGAGACGCCUGCUGGUUCUUUUGUUUCACGACAUUUUGUUUCACCAAGGCUCAACUCGUCAAGCUUAUCUCACACUUUUUACACACAGAAGGAACAGCUAAUUGAAGCUUCAUUUUGUGUUUUUUUUUUCCUCCAAAAACUGGUUAAAUCAUUUUGCACAUUCAUGUUCAGGGAUUUUAUUUCAACAAUAGCAUAGCAUCCAUGUCCCCCGCCUCUACCCCAAGAGGUCAUUUCAUACUCACAUCACGGCAUCGGACAACAAAUGGGUCAUUAAUUUGAUUUGCCAAAUUUAGUGGAUUUCGCACCAAUCCUUAAGUAUCUGUCGUAUCUCGUAAGUCUAUGUUAAUCAUCACUGAGGUGAUGUGUUGAGAAUGCACAAUUUCUUGUCAUACAAGAAUAAUGUAAAUAAAGAAACCUGUUCUUUUUUUUCUGAUGUUCAAGCAGAAAACAAAGAGGUCAUUUUUUUUAUUUUUAGGCAGGCUGACCCGAGAGAAGUGUGAACCGAUAUUAUCUGAUAGAACUGAACUGUGAUGCUCCCGUCAUGGGUUGAUACAAAAUGUACACAUCUGUAAUUCAAAAUAAAAUGACAAUAUUUAAUCACCUU
Messenger RNA from Hippocampus zosterae (dwarf seahorse), 4577 nucleotides. RefSeq names its product SPNS lysolipid transporter 2, sphingosine-1-phosphate (gene spns2). NCBI's taxonomy places the organism in Eukaryota, Metazoa, Chordata, Actinopteri, Syngnathiformes, Syngnathidae. The transcript is spliced from 13 exons. Gene Ontology annotation, biological process: sphingosine-1-phosphate receptor signaling pathway; transmembrane transport; lipid transport. The record is from RefSeq and is a predicted model, not a curated record. Gene Ontology annotation, molecular function: sphingolipid intramembrane carrier activity; transmembrane transporter activity. Gene Ontology annotation, cellular component: membrane. The coding region runs from base 225 to 1745 and encodes 506 amino acids.